CGUGAAGUUAACGUAAAACAUUUUUUGGUGUGUGGCGUGUUUUAAUAUUUAUUUAUUUUUUUGUUGUUGUUGUGUAUUAAAAACGGUAUACAUAUUGAACACAGCUCGGCGUUUUUUUCAAUUCACAUCACACGCUUUACAAAACCAAUUCGAUGUGUGUUUUUUUUCUUCGUUCUGGCUUUGAAUCACAUUCAGUCGACGAGAAGAACAACAACGACCACGAACUGUAAAAAAACACUCAUAAGAUUUUCCGAAGCUUUCUUAUUAGACUUCGACAUUAAUAUUCGAUAAAUUUUUGUGGAAAAGAAUUUUUCAAAGCCACGGCCACGAUUUUAUAUAUACCACACAAUUAUCGAUGGACCGUUUUAAUGGAUUUUUUACGGUGAUUUUUCGGGAAUAAAUUGUGCAAAAAAAAAAUUUUGGGACCGAAUUCGGUGCAAUUAUGCAGUUACCAAUUGAUAACAUUUCAGUGAAAAAUUGAAACCAAGUGAGCAUUUUUUGUGCCCUUUUUCGGUGAAUUUAAACGAAAGAUUUUAUUGACGAGAGAAAGAGUGGAAAUAAGGAAAGAAUAUUUUUUUACAUCAAAGUUUGUGCAAUUUUUUUUUGGAAACAAUUAUCCGGUGGCAAGUCCAAUCAUUGAGAAGUUUAGAAGAAAUAUAUUGAUGAAAAAUAAUUGAAGAAAUGACCGAUUGAAAGUUGACAGUUAAAAACGACGAGCAUUUUAUGAUUAAAUUUCAAUUGAAAACAACAAAAAUUGAAGAAAAUUUGUAAAAAACGUCGUUCAACGAAAAAAAUUGUGAAAAAAAAAUUGACAAAAAGCAUCUCGCAAAAUAGAACGAAAGAUUAUCAGUUGAGUGAGUGUAGAUUUUUGAACAUAGUGAUCGAAAAACAAGCGAGAAAUUUCAAUAAACGCAAAAUUUAACUGACGAUUUACAGAAAGUGAGAAAAAGAGUAAACAUUUUGUUGCGCGAACACUGAAUUAGUUGUUGACUGUUGAUGUACGCAUGUUGUAAUGAGAUACGAUAUUCAAGAAUUACAAACGGACGACAUUAAGUCUGCAAAAGGAAUGUCAAUGCAUCCAUUCCUGCAGCUACCCAGACCAACUGAUUUCAGUGUGUCAUCACUUUUGACGGCUGGCAAUGGAGCUCCUGGUUCCGUCAACUCAUCCAACACAGCUUCAAAUUCGGCGUGUAGUCCACAACAAAAUCCAAAUCCAGCAUUGAAUCAUCCGCAUCAACCAUAUUUUCAAGCGGCCGCUUUGGCCGCUUUGGCCAGUUCACCGACCGGACAUCAUCCGCAUUUGUAUCCCGGUGCAUUGUUACCAAAAUUGCCUCCACAUCCACAUCAUCCACAUUUACAACUUGGCACACCAUACACAACUGCCGAAGAUGUUGUUCUUGCAUCCGUUGCUGCCCAUCAAUUGCAUCCAAUGCGACCAUUACGAGCGCUACAACCCGAAGACGAUGGCGUUGUUGACGAUCCAAAAGUCACACUCGAAGGCAAAGAACUCUGGGAAAAAUUCCACAAACUCGGCACAGAAAUGGUGAUCACGAAAAGUGGCAGACAAAUGUUUCCACAAAUGAAGUUCCGUGUGUCCGGUCUUGAUGCAAAAGCAAAAUACAUUUUAUUAUUAGACAUUGUUGCAGCCGACGAUUACCGCUAUAAAUUUCACAAUAGUCGGUGGAUGGUGGCGGGUAAGGCUGAUCCGGAGAUGCCAAAACGAAUGUACAUUCAUCCGGAUAGUCCGUCAACGGGUGAACAAUGGAUGCAAAAAGUCGUAUCGUUUCAUAAACUCAAACUAACCAACAAUAUAAGCGACAAACAUGGAUUUGUAAGUACUACGAUACUUAACUCAAUGCAUAAAUAUCAACCACGAUUCCAUCUGGUACGAGCCAAUGACAUCCUCAAAUUACCCUAUUCCACAUUUCGUACGUAUGUGUUUAAGGAAACCGAAUUUAUCGCAGUCACUGCAUAUCAAAAUGAAAAGAUAACUCAAUUGAAAAUCGACAACAAUCCAUUUGCAAAGGGUUUUCGUGAUUCGGGCGCUGGCAAACGCGAAAAAAAUUGUAGGCAAGCGUUACUGGCACAGCGUGGCGUUGGCGGAGAUUCGGAUAAAUUGAAUCCGACACAUGUAACCAGUUCCCGGGCACUACAUCAUUUUGAUCAACGCACCCGACCCGAUCUAUGCGAUGAUGAUGAUAAACUUCUUGACGUUGUUGGACCACCACAAAGCCCUCUGUUGCCUAUGAGUCAUUUGUCGCAAUUCAACAGCGGUUCUCAUGCAGCUGCUUGGUUCAAUCACUUUGCUGGUGUCGGUGAUGCUCAUUUAACAAAUGAAGAUAUGUUGCGUAAGCGUAUUCAAAUGCACAAUGCAACAACGGGCGAUGAAUCCGAACGUGAUGGUAGCGAUUCAAGUUGUUCAGAAAGUGUUGGCGGCAGUACCGGUGCAUUUCGUCCAACGGCAAACAGUCCAAAAGAACCAAACAAUACAUCAUCGUCUGGUUCGGCAUCAUAUCCAGCGCCAAAUAUAUCAGUUGGACCACCAAUACAUCCGCCGCCCCAUCUAUUGCCUUAUCUAUAUCCGCACGGUAUAUAUCCUCCGCAUCAUUUAUCAUUGUUGCAUAAUCCGGCUGCGGCAGCUGCAAUGAAUCAUCAAAAUUUGAAUUUUAAUUUAUUCAAUGCGCAAUUAGCGUUGGCCGCCCAGCAUCCAGCAUUUUUCGGUCAUUAUUCAGGUCAUUCACAAGUGUCACCAUUGCAUGCGCUCAAAGGUAAUAACAAUAAUAAUCCGGUGACAUCGGGUAGCAGUAGUUUAUUGUCAACCACAUCAAGUUCAAAUAAUCGUUUUGCACCAUACAAUCUUCCAUCGUCUGGUUCGGGUUCGGCAUUUGAUGCGGUCACACCAUCAAAAACAAGUGGCGGUGGUCCACGAAGUUUAAGUAGUAGCCCGCGACCGAUGCGAAAUCAUCAUCAUCAUCAUCAACCACAUUCACAACAUCAUUCGCCACCAUUGAAUUCACAACGACCCAUUUCGGUGUCGCCAACCAUUGUCGUUUCAAAUGAUAAACCAACGAUGCGCAGUUCACCGUCUGAAUUGAAAAGCAUUGAAAAAAUGGUAAACGGUUUAGAUGCUGAUAAAAAUGGUGCAAUUCAUGAUGAUCGUGAUUCACCGAAAAUCGAUUUGGUCGAUCAGUGACAUGAAUUUAAGACACAAUUCACAACGCAAUCCACAUCAUUUUUACGUGAGGCCGAUACGGUAUUGAACGCCAACAAUCAUUCUUCAAACGAUGACAUUGUCAAUCACAUCGAACCGAUUGAUGUUGUCAACAAUGUCACAGCCACGGUGGCUUAGGACACCUAGGGCUCGAAUUGGAGCUAAUGAAGAGUCUUCAGAACCAAGUUGGUUCCAAGUGAACGGAAGAAAACAAUCUUCGCAUCCAAUGAAUGAAGGAUCGAUUCAACGGCGUUAUGCAAUCCAAACUGACCCCGGUCAGGGGUCACAAAAUUUAAUCACAUCAGUCUAAUUGAAAUUAUGGCAUAUACAAGUUUAAGUAAGUGCAAGAUACACAAACACACACAAAAAAAAA
Molecule: messenger RNA, 3584 nt
Organism: Contarinia nasturtii (swede midge)
Lineage: Eukaryota; Metazoa; Arthropoda; Insecta; Diptera; Cecidomyiidae
Gene: bi
Product: optomotor-blind protein
Exons: 9
Coding region: 1013-3193 (726 amino acids)
Biological process (GO): regulation of transcription by RNA polymerase II; positive regulation of DNA-templated transcription; cell fate specification
Cellular component (GO): nucleus
Molecular function (GO): RNA polymerase II cis-regulatory region sequence-specific DNA binding; DNA-binding transcription factor activity, RNA polymerase II-specific
Source: RefSeq, a predicted model, not a curated record